This is a messenger RNA of Aplosporella prunicola CBS 121167, 2404 nucleotides long. Its product is annotated as glycoside hydrolase family 2 protein. NCBI's taxonomy places the organism in Eukaryota, Fungi, Ascomycota, Dothideomycetes, Botryosphaeriales, Aplosporellaceae. Gene Ontology annotation, molecular function: hydrolase activity, hydrolyzing O-glycosyl compounds. The record is from RefSeq and is a predicted model, not a curated record. The transcript has 3 exons. Bases 34 to 2097 code for a protein of 687 amino acids. Gene Ontology annotation, biological process: carbohydrate metabolic process.
CUUUUAUCGCCUUUCCACUCAAAGUUCUGCAUCAUGACCACCUACCCUCGCCCCGACUUCGAGCGCACCAGCUUGCGUUGGAAAUCAUUGAACGGCCCAUGGGACUUUCUCUUCGACGAUGACGAUUCGGGCUUGUACGAGCGCUGGCAGCUCAAGGGCCUCCCUUCGCAGGUGUUGGUGAAGGGAUUUCAGUCGUCCGAAGCUACUCAGGGUGCCGACAGCGAGAGCAUCACUCACAAGAUCGCUGCCGGCACGCAGACGCUGCUGAAAGACAACCUGGCCCUCCGCAGCAAGGGUGCUGCGACUAACGAGAAACGUCAGAUCCAGGUGCCUUUCGUGUUUCAAUCGCCGGCUUCCGGGAUCAAUGAGCGCGGUGAUCACGAGGUUCUUUGGUAUGAACGCAGCAUUGAGGAUAUCCGCACUGUGGAUGAAAAGAGUAGGGGCGACAGGGUUUUGCUGAGGUUCGGUGCGGUUGACUACGAGGCUAAGGUGUGGCUGAACGGCCAGUAUGUCGGAGGCCACAGGGGCGGUCACGUGCCGUUCGAGAUCGACAUCAGCGACGCUCUUGAGUCCGCCUCGCCGGGCCCGCAACGCCUGACUCUGCGCGUGUAUGACUCCGCCUAUGACCUGACGCAGCCUCGCGGAAAGCAAUACUGGGGCGCGAAACCCGAAAGCAUUUUCUACACGCCAUCGGGCGGCAUCUGGCAAUCUGUUUGGCUCGAAACGGUCCCGACAGCCAGGAUCGCAGACAGCAGCCGUGGAACCGUCUUGAGGUCUAACGACAUCGAGAGCGGAGACCUCCACGCCAGGAUUGCCGUCUUGGGCAGAAGAGCGGGCCACAAGUGUGGUGUGGAGCUGGAAGCGAGCAUCGGGGGUGUCGUAGUCGGCAAGUCUGAAAGGAAGACUCUGCCCAAGGAGACGGAUCAUGUGAACCUCGAUCUCAACUUGCGUCUGUCGAAGGAGCAGUCAGCUAGCUUGCCGGGCUCAUUCACCCAGGAAGCGCCGUUGGAAAAUGAUCGCUGCUGGCUCAAUGGCCUGGCGCUGUGGUCGCUUGAGCAUCCUUUACUGUACGACAUUACUCUGCGGCUCUUCGACUCCUCCGACAAUGUUGUAGAUGAAGUGAAAACCCAGACCGGCAUGCGGUCACUUGAUUGGACUACUGGAGAGGGCGCGCUCAAAAUUAACGGCAGGCCCGUUUUCCAAGCGCUCUGUUUGGACCAAGGAUAUUGGCCCGACACGUUCUUGACGCCGCCAUCAGCGGACAGCUUGAAGGCAGACAUUGUGCUCGCGAAGAAGAUGGGGCUCAACGGCUGCCGGAAGCACCAGAAGGUGGAAGAUCCCAUCUUCCUCUAUUGGGCUGAUCGGUUGGGCUUCCUGGUGUGGGGAGAGUUUGCCAAUGCUUACGAGUUCGGUCUGGAUUACAUGGACAGAAUCAACCAGGAGUGGAUGGAGGCGGUCAACCGGGACAUCAACCACCCAUCUAUCGUCACCUGGACACCCGUAAACGAAAGCUGGGCGUACACAUCCCUCAAAGACAACGUGCAGCAGCGGAACCACAUCCGGGCUCUCUACUACUUGACCAAGUCUGUUGAUCCCACGAGGCCGAUCAACGACAACUGCGGGUGGGAGCACGUCUGCACAGAUAUAACUUCCUUCCACGAUUACAGCGAUUCUCCCGCCUUGACCAAGACUUGCUCCACUAUGGAAGGCAUCCUUGGGCCGAAGGCUGGCCGAGGCAUGUUUGUUGCUCCUAUUCCAGGCGUUGACCCGGGCUCAGAAUACCGUCCGGGCAGUGUGGUCAUGAACACGGAGUUUGGUGGCGUCAACAUCGCCAUGGAUGCCGGAAAUAAGGACAGCGAGUGGGGCUACACGACUGCGAGCGACCCGGAGGAUCUGCUCAAGAGGCUCCAGCUACUCAUGAACGGAAUUGUCCAAGAAGGCCACUGCAGUGGCUUCGUAUAUACCCAGCUCGCGGAUAUCGAGCAGGAGACCAAUGGUCUCUACACAUUUGACCGCAAGGAGAAGCUGGAGUCCGCGAAGGUAAAGGCGGUUAUGGAUGACGCACAAAAGAUCUUCUACAAGAGCCGUGGGAUUUAAUCAUGUAAAUAAGCUCUUGGAGAUAAUUCUGGGUUAGAGAAGCAGCCGCCCUUCUAGAGCUCUUCUUUCCCCACAGAUGACUCGUCGACGCAACGUUUCGCUUACUCGACUCGUAUCGGUAGAUCAUAGUGGACCAUCUGCGAUCUAUAUGACUUGAUUGGGAGAUUUCUUUGAGUUUUUCGCAACUUCAUGUCUAUCCUGCAGUCAAUAAUUUGCGCCGAGAAGCUGUUGGUUCCUUCAUUGUCGGCGUCCCUCAACAUUCAGUAGAUACUACUAGCGACUUAGCCAAAUAAACUUUCGAGGUGCU